Molecule: messenger RNA, 818 nt
Organism: Scheffersomyces amazonensis
Lineage: Eukaryota; Fungi; Ascomycota; Pichiomycetes; Serinales; Debaryomycetaceae
Product: Ran GTPase-binding protein
Exons: 1
Coding region: 56-667 (203 amino acids)
Biological process (GO): protein import into nucleus
Cellular component (GO): nucleus
Molecular function (GO): guanyl-nucleotide exchange factor activity; small GTPase binding
Source: RefSeq, a predicted model, not a curated record
GGAAAUUAUCAAGUAAGUAAGAGACUUGUAAGGUAAUUGAAUCGGGAAAAUCAAUAUGUCAUUAGUUUCAUCAUCAAUAUAUGGAGGAGCAAUUCAAAUUAAAUUAUCGGAAGAGAUAGCCUAUUCAGCACUUGAUGCAUCAAAAUUUAGACAAGUACCUGAUUCACAAGAAGUAUUUAUAAUUCCUACUCCUUCGAAAUCUUCUAAGUACGAUAGAUCUUUAAUAAUUGCCUUACUCCAGAUUGUUCCAGAAGAAUCGUAUAAUAAGGCAAUUGCUACACAUAUUGAAGACUUAAUUGAAGAAGAUCAUGAGAAAAUAACUAACCAUUAUAUUGAGCAAAUUAAGGAUGAGUUGGAUAAUGAUAUUUAUUUAAGUGUUAUUGAAUAUGACAAUAAACGUAGAGAUGCUAAAGAAGAAGGUUCACCUUUGAAAUAUGUCACUUUCAUUAGUUUAAUUCGUUUACCUAAAGUAGAGACUGAUGUAUUAAUUACAUUAGAUAUCCCAAUUGAAACUGAAGUAGAUCUUGAAGAUUUACUUAGUAGUAUUAAAAUAAAUCAUCACUCAAAUAAUGAAAUUGUAACGGGAUUGAAAUAUAAUUAUGAGUGGUUUAGGCAGAUUAGUGUGAACUUUAAAGUUAAAGACUGGUCCUUAUUUGGUCAUAAUUGAACUCUAGUACACAUAGGACUCUAAUAAUGCUUAUAUUCUCCCACAUUAAACUAAUUACUGAGAAGAAAAAAAAGCUUAAGAGGUAGGUAAGUAUAUAGUUUGUAGUAAUAAUAUAAUAUUAAUUUAUGGUUAAAUAAAACCAAAGAAAUAU